This is a messenger RNA of Andrographis paniculata, 459 nucleotides long. RefSeq lists its product as uncharacterized. The record is from RefSeq and is a predicted model, not a curated record. The transcript has a single exon. The coding region runs from base 1 to 459 and encodes 152 amino acids. Lineage: Eukaryota; Viridiplantae; Streptophyta; Magnoliopsida; Lamiales; Acanthaceae. Gene Ontology annotation, molecular function: nucleic acid binding; zinc ion binding.
AUGAAAAAUCAUCAGUCCCCGCCCACUGGUUCCAGUCCGUUCCCUAAAGCGAACGUGACAUUUUCUGAACGAGGCCGAGGACGUGGUAGAGGCUGUGGACGUAGUCGCGGUCGUGAGAAUCAACGCGGUCGAUAUACCCCUUACAAUCGCUGCAGUUUUGACAUUAACAGGAUGCAGAGUAAACCCCAACAUGGGGAUAUAGCCGAAAAGGCUAAACAGGGAAAGAGGCAAAUCGGCAUUUGUAACCGGUGUGGCAUUGAAGGCCAUUGGGCCAAUACCUGCAGAACAGCCAAACACCUAGCCGAUCUUUAUCAAGCCUCACUGCAGAAAAAGGGGAAGGAGGUCGAGACUAAUCACGUUGAUAACGAUGACGACCCCGAUGAUGAUCUUUUGGAUUACGACACAACGCAUCUUGAUAUAGCGGAUUUUGUCGUAGAUCCAGCAAACACCCAGCGAUAG